Cuscuta campestris is the source of this 625-nucleotide messenger RNA. Lineage: Eukaryota; Viridiplantae; Streptophyta; Magnoliopsida; Solanales; Convolvulaceae. The record is from the annotation of a GenBank genome assembly.
AGCUCUGACUAAUUUCCAGAAUGAAUGUAUAGAUAGGGAGCAGACUAGGCGCUUGGAGAUGACCCAGGACAAUGGGAAAGGAUGGUGGUCAAUGUUGUGCUGGGAUUGUGUUGGCCACCCGGAAGCCUUUAGGAUCUAUUAUGCCAUCCACUUCGGUUUCCAAGUGUCCAACAAUGAAGCUGAAUAUGAAGCAUUGAUUAACGGGUUACGGGUAGCCCGGGAACUUGGAGCGACAAAGAUACAAAUCUUCAGUGAUUCAAAUGUUGUUGUCGGACAGAUCAAUGGAGAAUUCGUGGCUAAGGAAGGAAGGAUGAAGAAGUACAAAGAUCAUGCCUUGGAAAUGAUGAGUGGGAUCGAGUACCAGCUUCAGUACACUCCUCGGGAAUCCAACACUAAAGCUGAUGUAUUGUCGAAACUAAGCGAUGAAUCCCCUGAAUACAUCAGCAAGUUGGUCACUAUGGAAGAGAUAGAGAACCCGAGCUUGACCAAGGAGGUGGUCGCUUGGGUAGCUACGAAUGUGACCGAAUAAAUGGAUAAACUAGCUAAGUACAAUGAAGACGGGGAGCUCCCAAAGGAUCCACAGAAGCCCAAGCUCUUGAGAGUGCGGGCACUGAGUUAUGUGGUA